Messenger RNA from Blepharisma stoltei, 552 nucleotides. Lineage: Eukaryota; Ciliophora; Heterotrichea; Heterotrichida; Blepharismidae. The record is from the annotation of a GenBank genome assembly.
AUGGAACCCAAUCCUGAAGUUGUUGCCACACUCAUAAGCUUAGGAUACUCUCAAGCACAAGUUUUACAAGCUCUUCAAAUUAGUGAAAACAACGCGGAAACAGCUUUAGAGCUUUUAAGUUCAGGAUGCAUAGAAGAACCAGCCCAAUUGACAGAUAAUAAAAUUCAACCAAAAGAAAACAACCUUUUCAGUAAUAUUUUUAACGAAGAAAGAUACAAGAUGGUUGCUUUAGUAAGAACCGAUCUAGGGAUGGGGAUAGGAAAAAUUGCAGCACAAGUAGCCCAUGCAUGCGUUCAUGCAUAUAGAACUGCAGAACCGCGAUUAAUAGAACGUUGGGACCACUCAGGCGAUGCUAAAAUCGUCUUAAAGGUAGACAGCUUAGAAGAACUAUUAGAAUACUCAGAAAAAGCCAAGGCUGCUGGGAUUAACACAGCCAUCAUCAAAGAUGCUGGCAGAACUCAAGUUGAGCCCGGCACAACCACUGUGUGUGCAAUAGGACCAGAGUCUGUAUCUAAAAUUGAUGCAGUCACAGGAAAGCUAAGACUUCUCUAA